AACUCAACACCAACAGAGCUCCGGUCUCGGAAAAAUUGAGAGCGAGAGAGAGCAACAACGGUCUCUGAAAUAUUUAGAGAGAGAGAGAGAGCAACAAAACUAGAGAGAGAUAGAGAGAUUUGGCAUCAGAGAAUGAGUGGGAGCAGUAAAAAAUUGGUGGAUGCUGCUGCAAAGGCCUCAAAAACCAUAGACUGGGAUGGCAUGGCCAAGCUUCUGGUCACUGACGAAGCCAAGAAGGAAUUUGUUAACCUUCGCCGUGCAUUCGAUGAAGUUAACACAACUCUCCAGACCAAGUUCAGUCAAGAGCCUGAACCAAUAGAUUGGGAAAAAUAUAGGAAAGGGAUCGAUUCUCACUUGGUGGACAUGUACAAAGAGGCUUAUGAAAGUAUUGAGAUCCCCAAGUUUGAAGACACAGUUACUCCACAAUAUAAACCUAAAUUUGAUGCAUUGUUGGUGGAAUUGAAAGAAGCAGAAGAGCAAUCUGUCAAGGAGUCCAAGAGGUUGGAAAAGGAAAUUGCAGAGGUCCAAGAGUUAAAGAAAAAGAUCAGCACCAUGACUGCAAAUGAGUACUUUGAGAAGCACCCAGAACUCAAGAAGCAGUUUGAUGACGAGAUCCGUAAUGACUACUGGGGUUACUGAGUGUUUGGCAGGCCUCACAGGGGGGUUGACUGCCACUCUUAAGUAAUUUUGUGUGCUUUUCUCUGUUCUCUCCUCCAUUGACUAUUUAAUCCCUUUUUUCAAAAAACAAAAGAAAAAAUCCAAUCUCUGCUGAAUAAGAAUUUAUCCCCUUUAGUCUUGUAUUGUGGAUGCCCUUUAGUCUUGUAUUGUGGCUAGUUUGUCAUCUCUCCUUUGGGGGGGAUGAAACCACAAUAUUUGGGUUUUGGGAACAGUUAGGAAUAAUCAAAGGAGAUUUCAGUUGAACACUUUCUUUUCCCUCACUUUGCCUUCAAAUUGAUAACUCAUUUUCUGUGACGUAGGGGUUUUCAUUUAAUGUCAUGUUCUGGAUAAAAAAACCACCGAUUUGGAAAUGUACUAUGAGCCCAAUGGGCAGAAAAGAAGAGGUAUUUUUUACAGAACAAAGAACUUUUCUUAAUAGAAAAGCGCAUGAAUAUCAUUUU
Molecule: messenger RNA, 1118 nt
Organism: Amborella trichopoda
Lineage: Eukaryota; Viridiplantae; Streptophyta; Magnoliopsida; Amborellales; Amborellaceae
Product: ATP synthase subunit d, mitochondrial
Biological process (GO): proton motive force-driven ATP synthesis
Molecular function (GO): proton transmembrane transporter activity
Source: RefSeq, a predicted model, not a curated record